Molecule: messenger RNA, 6661 nt
Organism: Nerophis ophidion (straightnose pipefish)
Lineage: Eukaryota; Metazoa; Chordata; Actinopteri; Syngnathiformes; Syngnathidae
Product: pleckstrin homology domain-containing family A member 5-like
Exons: 29
Coding region: 209-3991 (1260 amino acids)
Cellular component (GO): cytosol
Molecular function (GO): phosphatidylinositol-3,5-bisphosphate binding; protein binding; phosphatidylinositol-3-phosphate binding
Source: RefSeq, a predicted model, not a curated record
UCAGGGUUGACAAGUAUGGUUUACGCGCCGUCUUCGUUUAAAUGACAACAUCCGGAAGGAAAACACUUUGAAUGGCAUUGUGAGCGUGAGUGAAAUUGGUAAUAAUAUGUUAGAAAGGAGCUGACUUUUGAAGUCAGCAAGGCGGCGGUUGCCAAGGUUUCAGUGCACGCGCGUGCCAGCGUACGCGCGCCACUCUCCAUUGGCAGACAUGGCGGGAGACCUGCAGCCGCACUGGCUCGGCGGGCUGCCGUCGUCCUGGACUUACGGCGUCACUCGGGACGGACGCGUCUUCUUCGUCAGCGAGGAAGCCAAGAGUACAAGCUGGCUACAUCCGCUGAGUGGACAGGCGGUCAUUACCGGACACAGGAACUCUGCAGAUCUACCCACUGGAUGGGAAGAAGGAUACACGUUUGAGGGCGCACGAUGCUUCAUUAACCACAAUGAGCGAAAGGUGACUUGCAAGCAUCCCAUCUCAGGCUCACCCUCACAAGACAACUGCAUCUUUGUCAUCAACGAACAAUCUGCCAGCAAAGUAGCAGUGAAUGAGAAGAAGCAGCAGCAGCCGAGCAGCACCAUGAGUGAGACCUCCAACAACGCAGGCGGCUCGGACUGCGCCGCCGACCGAGCCAGCCCCGCCGUGAGAGCACCAAGACCUGCUAAAAAACUCCAUAAUUUUGGGAAGAGAUCCAACUCCAUCAGGAGGAAUCCCGGUGCUCCAGUUAUUAGGAAGAACUGGCUUUAUAAGCAGGACAGUACGGGGAUGAAAUUGUGGAAGAAGCGCUGGUUUGUGCUGUCUGAUUUGUGCCUCUUCUACUACAGAGAUGAAAAAGAGGAGGGGAUCCUUGGCAGCAUCCUCCUACCAAGCUUCCAUAUAUCCAUGCUGUCUGUGGAGGAUAAUAUCAACAGGAAGUAUGCCUUCAAGGCGACACAUCCCAACAUGCGAACAUACUACUUUUGCACUGACACGGCCAAAGAGAUGGAGUCCUGGAUGAAAGUGAUGACCGAUGCUGCUCUUGUCCACUCAGAGCCCGUCAAAAGGUUGGACAAGUUAAAAGUGGAACAGUGUGGAGCGCAGGAGGUCAAUCACACGGCCCAUCACAGGCCAACUUUGACACAGCCUGAAAUUGAGAACAACGAGCGCAACCGUGAAGCGGACCGCCAGCACGCCACAGACGAGGACAGGAAGCAGCUGGACGCUGAGCGCUACGGCUUCCAGAAGGACGGUGGCGCCCGUGAUCGCCCCCUCACCAAGAUCAACAGUAUCAAACUGCAGCCUGCCCAAGCAGCUGCUGUCACCCUCAAAAUUGCAACACCGAGGAGCCCGCCUGAGACAGACGGCUCACACCUAAGCCCGCAGGUCAACGGAGCGGGGGAGGCAGGUCCGUCUGACGGCGAUGGCGUCCCCCAUCAGCCAAGUCCCAACUACGAGCCGGACCGGACCCUGAGUCGGACCAACUCUAUGCAGCAGCUGGAGCAAUGGGUUCGCUCCCAGAGAGGACGCAGCCAGGACGACGACACCAGGAGCAUCACAUCCUAUCAGACGCUCCCCAGAAACAUGCCAAACCACCGGAUGCCCUACGGGCCUCAUGUGGGCGACGGGUACCGCAGCAUGCCCAGAAACAGCAUGGCACAGCGGGACAGCAUCUGCAGUAUCUCGCCCUCUUUGUACGAGCAAGUCCUGGGUCCGCCCGUGGCUGAGAAACGCCGCUCCGUGCGCACCGAUACCAUGUGGCAGCUGUACGAGUGGCAGCAACGGCAAGCCUACGCCAGGCCGCCGGGGAACUACGGCCAUUUGGCAAGCCCCAAGACCAUGAUCAACCUUUCAGAGCAUGCAGCGCCGAGCUACUCCAUCCCGCCUUCGCCCUCGCAUGGAUCCCUAUCUCUGUACGGCGGCUACUCUCAGGCACGAUCCUACAACGUGAGCAGCGCCCGCUCGGAGAUCGCUUCUCCUCUCUACCAAAGAGACAUGAGUAUUGACCGGCGGCAGAGGCAACCCAUGCACAAGUAUGUCUACCCACCCGAUAGAAGGUCCAUGCCCAUAGGGAUUCCAGUCCAGACUGUCACUGCCCAGUCUCUCCAAAGAAAAACACCCGAGGAACUGACUUUGCUCCUGAUAAAGCUGCGGCGGCAGCAGGCAGAGUUUAACAGUAUCCGGGAGUGCACGCUAUCACAGCUUACGCGACUAAACGUGGAUGGUGACAACCCAAAGAGUGAUGAUCUGUCUAAUCACCUCCAAAGGACUCUCUUGUAUUUGGACUCACAGAUGAAGGAACAUGACCCUUUAAUCGUCAUGACUCACUCUUUGAUUGAGAGCUCGGCCCCCAAGCCUCAACUUUGCCAGCAACUCAGUCCUGAAGAACACCCUUACAUGCCGGAGGAGGCCGACAUCGAUGACAAGCUGAGCCAAUUGUGUGAGCAGGAUAAAGUCGUGAGGUCACACGAGGACAAACUUCAGCAGCUGUACAGAGAGAAGCACACACUGGAGACGGUGCUGCUGUCAGCCAGCCAGGAAGUAGAAUUGGGCGCGGAUGACCCGGCUGCCAUGCAGAGUGUCAUCCAGCAGAGAGACUUGCUGCAGAGCGGCUUGCUCAGCACCUGCAGAGAGCUUUCCCGAGUCACGGCUGAGUUGGAGCGGUCGUGGAUGGAGUAUGAUCAAAUAGAAGGAGCUGUGAGUCUGGCCAAGAUCAACCUGCUGGAGCAGCUCGAAAUGCUGGGAAGUCCACAGACGGAACCUCCCAGCCAACAGCACGUCAACAUUCAGAAGGAGCUGUGGCGGAUCCAAGACGUGAUGGAGGCCCUCAAUAAACAUAAGGACCAGAGAAGUUUUGACGGCAUGUACGGACCCAACUUCAGCAAGCAGAAAACCGAGGAGGAGGACUCGGUGCCCCCACGGCCACCUUUACCUCAGGCCUACGAUCCCGACCCCCCCGCUGUGCCCCCUCAUACUGGAGUUGGCUCAGCAUCCCUCCAAAGAACGGAGGACAGGAAGACUAAUCAGAGGAAUGGCACACACGGCGGGCCCGACUACCGACUGUACAAAAGUGAACCAGAGCUCACCACAGUAGCUGAAGUGGACGAGAGCAAUGGUGAAGACCGCUCUGAACACCCCGCUGACCACCCUGCUAACAAAGGCAUAUCCUACCCAGUAGGCGUAGUUCCACCUAGAACCAAAUCCCCAGUGACUGAAUCCUCCUCCAUUGCUUCCUAUGUUACCUUAAGGAAGAGUAAAAAGCCUGACUCCAGAACGGAGCGUCCGCAUAGCGCCGCCGAGCAUCAGCUGUGCGCCCUGGAGAGCGGUCGGCCCAGGAUGAGCGUGGAAGAGCAGCUGGAGAGGAUUCGCCGCCACCAGCAGGGAGCCCUCAGGGACAAGAAAAAGGGUCUCCGUGUCCGGGGGAGCAGCGAGGAGAACGCCUUGUCUCGCAGUAACUCUUUCACGAAAGAAAACCAGCUGCGCAACACACAGCAGCAGUCCCAACUGAGGCGCAGGGAGGAGGUGAUGAGUACUGACAUUCUGGAAUUGGAGGCCUCGCUCAGGCAGCAGGAGCUGGUGAGGGAGCAGGAGACCCCUGCCGAGGAGAUUGCACGUCUGAAAGAAGCCUCCAACUCUUUCAAUGUGGACAGAGAACUGUCUGUGCCUGACAAAGUUCUGAUACCGGAACGUUACGUGGAGUCCGACCCAGAGGAGGCGCUGAGUCCGGAGCAGCAGGCUGACAAGCAGAGGAAGGUUGACCGCAUCAAAGCCCUCAUAGCUAGAAACAGCAUGCAGAAUGUGAUCCCAAACGUUGCUUUAAGCCCAGUGGAGACGGAAGAGAUGGUUGCCAUGCAAGAAAAGGAGAAGAUAAUUAAUAUCUCUUAUGAGUUGGCAGCAGAAGCCUCCAAACGCAGCAAGCUGGUUGCAGUGAAAAGCCCGUCGUCAUCCUCCCCAACCCCUCCGCCGUCUCCUAACACCCACCCUCAGCUCGCUGACGGGUCUCACUUCAUGUGUGUGUAGUAGCACCACACAAGCCCUGGCCUCGGUCAAAACCUACACAUGAAGGAGCGGAGCCAAGGCCAUCUCGUCUCCGAGGUCCUGACCGGCCUUGUGUGAUCACUGUGACGUUUGAAGUAUCUUUAUCUCUUGUUUUUACCUUAAUUUUAAAUUAUUUUAACAGGCUCGUCUUGUAACUUUCCGUUAUUUUAACAUUCAUAUUUAACCAUUUCUUGCGCCGCAAGAUGAGCGGAGGAGAAUUACCGUAUUUCCUUGAAUUGCCGCCGGGGCACUAAUUAAUUUAAAACCUCUUCUCACUCCGGCGCUUACCAAAGGCAUGUGGUAAAUUUAGGCCUGCGCUUAUAAAUUUGAGUGUGAUGUAAGGAUAACAUCAUGAAAAGCACAUUUAAUAAAAAAAAACGUUAUUAUGGUCUUACCUUUACUUAUAAAUGAAGUCCAUGUGCAGCUCCUUCUGAUCAAAAGCAUCGAUAACUUGUUUAUAGAAGUCUUCCUUAUUUUUCUUCAGUUUUAAAAGUCUCUCUGUCUCGAUGGAGAUCUUCCUUUAUUACCUCCUGCUUCGAUUGAAAGUCCAGUUUAGAAAACAUUUAUUUUAGAUAUGUAAUCCUCCAUGUUAAAAGUGCAAGCGAGAGGAAAAAAUAAACGAUCGCUGCUCACUCUUGCUGCUUGUUGUCACUUCUUCUGCAGCCGAGUAGUCGCAAGAAGGAUCACUAGCGCCCUCUACCACCAGGAGGCGGGAGUUAUUUAAUGACUCAUAUUUGACACACGCAGCUACGGUAUAUUAAUAAAACAUAGCUGCUUACUGUUCUUUUUAGCAUAUUCAAUAGCUUGGACCUUAAAUCCUACUGAAUAGCUCUUAAUCUUCUUCCCUUUAUGCGAUUUCAAAUGAUUGAAAUCAGCCUCCUCCAUUUUGAAAAUGAUGACAGGUGAAGUGUCACUCAUGACGUGACGAGUUUGACCCGGUGGAAAUUCUAGACGUGCUAAUAAAAAUGAUAUUUUGCGAAAGGAGUUUGACCCGGCAGUAAUUCUAGGCAGGCACAUACGAUAUACCCGGCAGCUAUUCAAGGAAAUACGGUAACUACUUCUUUCUUAAAGGGGAACAUUAUCACCAAACCUAUGUAAGCGUCAAUAUAUACCUUGAUGUUGCAGAAAAAAGACAAUGUAUUUUUUUAACCGAUUUCCGAACUCUAAAUGGGUGAAUUUUGGCAAUUUAAACGCCUUUCUGUUUAUCGGUCUUUUAGCGAUGACGUCAGACGUCAUUUUCACAUUCUCAGUUCUGUUAUUUUCCGUUUUUUCGACUAUUUUUGGCAACUUUGGAGACAUCAUGCCUCGUCGGUGUGUUGUCGGAGGGUGUAACAACACUAACAGGGAGGGAUUCAAGUUGCACCACUGGCAAGAAAUCUUCCGCCAGACCCCCAUUGAAUGUGCCAGAGUGUCUCCACAUUUGACCGGCGAUGCUAAGACAGACAUGGCACAGAGAUGUAUGGAUAACCUGCAGAUGCAUUUGCAACAAUUAAGUCAACGAAAUCACAAAGGUGAGUUUUGUUGAUGUUGUUGACUUAUGUGCUAAUCAGACAUAUUUGGUCGCAGCAUGACUGCCAGCUAAUCGAUGCUAACAUGCUACGCUAAUCAAUGUUAACAUGCUAUUUACGCUAGCUGUAUGUACAUUUGAAACUAGAUACCCACAUUUAAUGCGAAACAAACACUUACCAAUCGAUGGAUUUAAGUUGCUCCAGUGUCUCAAGAUGCGAAAGUCCUGAUCGUUUGGUCCGCACAUUUUACCGGCGAUGCUAAUAAGGCAGCCAUGCUAUGGGCCACUUCAUUAGGUACACCCACGCUAUGGCCGAAUAGCGUCAAUAGCCAUUCGCUCAAUAGCUUCAAUUUCUUCUUCAAUUUCGUUUUCGCUAUCUGCCUCCAUACUCCGACCAUCUGUUUCAAUACAUGCGUAAUCUGUUGAAUCGCUUAAACCGCUGAAAUCCGAGUCUGAAUCCGAGCUAAUGUCGCUAUAUCUUGCUGUGGUAACCGCCAUGUUGUUUGUAUUGAAGUCACAGGGAAAUGGACAGUGGUUUCGAAGAUAGCGAAAAUAAGGCACUUUAAAGCUUUAUUUAGGGAUAUUCCGGGACCGGUAAAAUUUUGAAAAAAACUUCAAAAAAUACAACAAGCCACUGGGAACUGAUUUUUAUUGUUUUUAACCCUUUUGAAAUUGUGAUAAUGUUCCCCUUUAAGGAAGGACGAACCCCACUUUGGAACUGCAGAUACAAAAAAAACACAUCAAUUUCUCUUCUUUCUUGGUUGUAAUUAUUUUAAAUGAAUGUUCCGGCUUGAGUCGCUCUCCACUUUCGGUUUGUUGAAUGGCUGGGAGAGAUAUUUAAGUUGAGAGAUAAAGAAAUAUAUGUAUGCGUUUGAAUCUAUUUUAUGACAUUUUUGAAGGCGUCGAGCUAGCAGAGGAUAUUAGCACAUGUUAAAAAGAAAAGCAAUAAGUACCUAAAGCGUUGGUGGACCCGGGUUGUGUGUACAAAGUGUAAUUAAGAGGCGUACUAUGUAUAUAACCUUCUUGCUUCAGCCGGACGGGAGCAUGUUUUACAAAAUGUGGUUGCAUACUAAUUUUUAAUUUACAAAUGUUAUAAUCCCAUCUGUUUUCUAUCAUAGUGAAUAAAUGUUUUUGUUCUUUUACAA